AUGAAAAAACACGCUCACCCGAAAGUUCCAACUCCUUGGGAGGUAACUCCGAGGAGCAAGAAAGAUAAAGGAAAAUCUCAUGAGUUACGAAAUUUGCUAGUGAUUAUCAGUUUAUCAGUGCUACCGUACUUUUCGUGCUUAUAUGGAGAUUUUGUGUUUGAUGAUGCUGAAUCUAUUGUGAACAAUUCUAUCGUCAACGGAAAGGAUUCACUGAUACAGAUUUUUUCGCGUGACUUCUGGGGUCAUCCUAUCGCUUCAACUCACAGCCACAAAAGCUACCGUCCAGUGACAACCUUCACUUUCUGGCUGAACUAUCAAAUUCAUGGAACAUCUACGUUUGGGUACCAUGCUUUCAAUAUCAUUUGUCAUGGAAUCGCUACAGUCUUGUUCUACAAACUGGCUAGAGAACUGGAGAAGAAAUUCAACAACUUUGAAAUAUCUUUUCCGGCAGCAGUACUAUUUGCAGUUCACCCUGUUCAUACAGAAGCGGUAGCCAACAUGACUGGAAGAGCUGAACUCUUAAUGACAACAUUUUCUAUGUUUGCUUUGAUAUCAUACCUCAGACACUCUGAAAUGAACUGGAAGUUUAUUGGUUUUGUAGUUUUAUCUACAUUUUCCAAAGAGCAAGGGAUCAUGACAAUUCCCAUUGCUAUUUGCAUAGACUUGAUAAUUUGUUCCUGGUCGAAAUCGAAAAUUCUCCAUUCCACUUUUUUGUUUGCUGCAUUAGGAUUACUCCGGUUUUCGAUAAAUGGGUUUCAAUCUGCAAAAUUUACUAAACUGGACAAUCCGGCAGCAUUUUUGGACUCUCGAUUUUAUAGAGUUGUUAACUAUUCUUACAUUUGGCUCUACCACAUCUACCUUCUCGUGGUGCCCACUAAUCUUUGUUUCGACUAUUCGAUGGGAUGCAUCUCCCCAAUCUCCUCAUUAUACGACCUGCGCGUAUUAUCACCUGUCCUCAUUUCUAUCCUAGCAAUUAACGGAGUCAAAUUUAGAAACGAAUGCAGGGUAUUCACGUUUGGUGGAUUGAUGGGGGCAUUGUCUUUCCUACCUUCAUCUAAUAUUUUCUUCACGGUUGGAUUCUCGGUAGCUGAGCGUAUACUGUAUCUGCCAUCAUCCGGAUUCUGUCUAAUGUGUUCAGUGGUUUUGAAAAAGUUGAGCAGUCACUGCAAGAAUGCAGAGUUGAUAGCACUAACAAUUCUACUCCUCUCUAUUUCCAAAACUCAUAAAAGAAGUGGUGAAUGGAACAGCGAACUCUCUUUAUACAGCUCUGGGCUCCAAGUAUGCCCAAUGAAUGCGAAAAUUCAUUACAAUAUGGGAAAAGUUCUGGGUGAUAAUGGAUUAACUAAGGAUGCUGUGAAAAACUACUGGAAUGCUAUAAAAUUGGACCCAUCAUAUGAGCAAGCUCUCAACAAUCUUGGAAACUUAUUAGAAAAAUCUGGAGACAGUAAAACCGCAGAAAGUCUUCUUGUUCGAGCAGUAACUCUUCGUCCAAAUUUUGCCGUUGCCUGGAUGAAUCUUGGAAUUUCUCAGAUGAACUUGAAAAAGUAUCAAGAUGCUGAAAAGUCCCUGAAAAACUCUCUGACUCUACGACCUCGAUCGGCACACUGCCUAUUCAAUCUUGGGGUUCUUUAUCAGAGAACAAAUAGAGAGCUUCUUGCGAUGUCAGCGUGGAGAAAUGCUACAAAAGUUGACCCAUCCCAUACACAAUCGUGGACCAACCUAUUCGUUGUAUUGGAUCACUUGAAUCAGUGCUCAGAAGUCCUUGAGCUAUCCUCUGAAGCUCUAUCCAGUGUUCCAAAUGAAUCAAGAGUCCACAUGCAAAUAGGAUCUUGUUUCGCAAAACAAAACGAUUUUGAAAAGGCUGAGGAACAUAUUCUGACUGCCAUCGAUUUACAUCCCACUUCGGCUUUGUACCAUGCAAAUCUAGGAGUUCUUUUCCAACGUAUGGAACGGUUGGCAGAGGCGGAAACAGAAUAUCGAGUCGCAUUGAUGAUUGAUUCCGAAAAUAUAAUUGCCAAGAAGAAUCUGCGAAAAUUGGAGAAUCAUAGUUUUCAGAAUUCUACGCGACCAUGA
Molecule: messenger RNA, 2073 nt
Organism: Caenorhabditis briggsae
Lineage: Eukaryota; Metazoa; Nematoda; Chromadorea; Rhabditida; Rhabditidae
Exons: 11
Coding region: 1-2073 (690 amino acids)
Biological process (GO): protein O-linked glycosylation via mannose; endoplasmic reticulum unfolded protein response
Cellular component (GO): endoplasmic reticulum
Molecular function (GO): protein binding; mannosyltransferase activity
Source: RefSeq, a predicted model, not a curated record